Molecule: messenger RNA, 438 nt
Organism: Striga asiatica
Lineage: Eukaryota; Viridiplantae; Streptophyta; Magnoliopsida; Lamiales; Orobanchaceae
Source: the annotation of a GenBank genome assembly
AUGUCCCGCCUCCCUCAAAAUCUCUUCGCCCUGUCCCGCCUCGUAACCCUCAAUCUCCAAGAGAACCAAAUCACCGGCCAAAUCCCCAAAUCCCUAGAUUCACUCCCAAAUCUCCGUCAUCUGAACUUCUCGAACAACAAAUUAAAUGGGUCAGUAUCAAAAUCCCUACUCACAAUAUUCGGCAUGACUAGCUUUUCCGGCAAUGAAGCUCUCUGCCUUAAUUCCACCAAAUGCUCUUCAUAUUCCACCAAUUCAAAUCCAACCUCUUCCCCAACUCCACCAGAAAAUCAACCCAAAAGGAUGAAUAAAAGAACAUUAAUAUCCCUAACCACACUAAUUUCGAUUCUAAUGCUCGUGCUCUUCUCGUGGCGAUAUUCCUGCCGGAAAACCAAAACCGACUCAACAAAUUCGCUAGCGGCAAGUGAGGGCGGAAAAUGA